AGUAGAGUAGUAUUCAGUGCGUCGUGCGAGAAGCAGUCGAGCUUGGCGAGGUCGCCUUUUGCGUUGGCACGGAGGUUCCUCCGUGCGUGUUUUUAGUUGCAAUCCCGGGCCGAGAAAACCCGCGUACCCACUCGUCUCUGUGUUUAUUGCAAUUUGUCACGGGGAAAAAAAACGAAAGUGAUCAAGUGUGAUUUUGUGCGUUCAACGUUAAGGGCGUAGCCAGGCAUUGUGUAAAAGCGCUUGAAAACGAGCGACGACAAAUCGGUGCGUGACAGUCUGCGUCUGCCAUUGGAAAGGAUGUCUUGUUGUCUUUUUCGCACCUAGUGGCAUUUUGCGUACUCGCGGGUUCGCUGCAUCAUCGUCAUCCUUUCUCUCUCUCUUUCUCCUAUCUCUUUUUUCUAGCUCGUUCUGUAAUACUACUGCUCGUCGUACUAUAUUAUACACACAUACCGUACGGACAGAAUUGAAGACAAUCGACGCAUGGUGCAGUCUCAGUCGCAACAAAGUACCGAAUUUAAGUACGAGCUUUGGGGACUCUGAUGUAAUGUUGUUUACGACUGCAAGAUACCGAAUCAUGGAAUUUUAGAUAGCAAAAGGUAAACGAUCAACAUGAACAGCAGAUGACUGUCAGCCGAGCUGAUGCUCGUUCAAGUUUAAUAUGAGCGAAGUAGUGGCUGUAACACCUAGUGGUGGAUCAUCACGCCAGGAAAGCGUGGCACACAUCAAAAGGCAUAAAUUAGCCAACUGUAAUGUUCCUCUUGUCCACGGACGAUCAAAUCCACCGAUCAACACCCGUAGUAGACUGACCACGCAUCAACGGAAUCAUAGUUUGGAUUUUAGGUCAAUGGGUAUCCUGUUGCCGCCAGUGCCGCAGGCAAGCGCGACCACGUUGACGCAUCAUCACAGAAAUCGAAGUCUCGAUUCCGCGUUGCAACGAAUCCCCGAGGUGGACGUUACGCCGAGUCCAGAAUGCGAGACGACGCCAACGCCGGUAGCUAAAGCCACGGUGCCGGCGUGCAAAGGGCGCAGCCGGGAACGCGAGGAUCUCGCCAGUCUCGGCUCGGACGACUCGGGUAUACUUUGCGGUUCCGACAGCGGCUCCAGUGACGCGACCAACGCGGCCACCAGAGAGUCGAGCGUCGAUCACCUUCACAGUCGCGAGAGCCUCGACUCGUCCUUGUCCCAGCCAGGUGACAUGGAUAGCGUGGACGCGGUGGACGGCGAGGAAAGUAGUGCUCCAGUGUCAGUGUCGGUACCGGUGUCACCCGUCGAGCUGGUGCACUUGAGUGAACCUUCAUCAAAAAAUCCCGGUGAUCUUAGUGAGCCGUAUAAACAUGAGAACACGGCCAGUGAUUCCGAUUCGCAGGUAAUGCGGUCCGGAAAAACGGUCUGUACCGUUCAAGAACUAGAGACUCACGAGUACACCGGUGAAGAACGACACGACGAUAUGACGGUCGACGCGAGGGAUUUCGAAAAUUCCUUACAAGUUUCAUCGGUGAACGAUAAACAGAGUGAACUGACCGGUGCUGCUAUGACGUUGUGCUGCGGAACGACCGUGCAAUCGGAAACUAUCGAGGCAGCUGUUAAGAAACAGACUGGUAUCGUUUGUCGAAGGCAAGAGACUGUUCAACCGAAACCAUCCGAGGGAUGUUUGCUCAGAUUGUUUGAGAGUCAAAUUUUCGACAUGUCCAUGGCGAUCUCUUAUCUUUUCAAUUCUAAAGAGCCUGGAGUUCAAAGCUAUCUUGGGAACAAGAUGUUUAGUUUCCCAGAUAAUGAUGUGGACUUCUAUUUGCCACAAUUGGUUGUAAUGUACAUACAACUUCAUGAUGUUACAGAAGUUCUUUAUCCAUAUCUUGUCCAUAGGUGUAGACAGUCGGCUGAUUUUUCGUUAAAAUGUGCCUGGCUAUUAGAUGCAUAUAGUUCUGAUGCUCAUCUACCAUCCAAAAAGAAGUCUCAUGGGACCAAACUAAAAAAUCUUAUUCUCUCAGAUGAACUCAGGCCAAAGGGAAAUGAGAAUAGAAAACGUGUAGCUGGAUUGCAAACACCUGCGCCACCACCGUUAACUGCGAUGCAGAGUGUUACAUCUCCUAAUAAAAAGACACACCAAAGAUCUCAAUCUGAUGCCACUGGAUUAUUUCAAACACUACGUCGUAGCCAUUCCGGUACAAUAAAUAAAGUAAGUCUUGGGGACCUGAGCUCUGGUCGAGCAUUUGACAAUGGUUGUACCUGUUUUUAUUCCUGCCAAGGUGUGGUAAAUGAUUUACGAGGACAAAAAACCGACUGCUUUUGCAAUGCGCCGCGUCUUGCUCCAGAACUCGAAUUUAUACAAGCAUUAAUAUCAAUUGGUAAAUUACUUGGAACUAUUCCAACAAAAGAAAGUAAAACUGUUCAAUUAAUAGCAGAGCUUAAUACUCUCAAUUUGAAUCUCCCUGCAAGGGUGUGGCUUCCUUUGCACAGUUCAGUACCACAUCAUAUCGUACGAGUGCCACCUCAAUACGCCGCUGUCCUCAAUAGUAAAGAUAAGGCACCGUAUAUAAUUUAUGUUGAAGUGUUAGAAGUAGAAGAUAUUUAUACAUCGCCUGUACCGACAAAAAUAGUGGGUUGCUCGUUAAGGCAUACUAAAUCAGAAGAAAAUUUAACAGGAGGCGAACAGUCUAAUGUAAUUGAUUCAUCAAACAUAUCUUCUUCUGAAACACAACAUAGCAUGCCACCGAUUAGGCAAACUCCGGUUAAAAAUAUUUCUCCGUAUUCCGUUAGAAAUACGGAAGUCGCAUUUAAUUUCCCCGAUGAUGAUCCUAACGACUGUUGGAGCCAAGAAGACGAUGAAAUCACGCAACAGUAUUUACAACUUCGUAAACCAAAAGAUAGAGACACGAUAUCUCAAUUAAGCCAAGAAUCAUCAGAUAGUAAAGAACCAAUAUUUGUACCUGGUGAUAUAAAGAGGCGGUUAAGCGAAAUGGCUGCUGCGCCUAGUGCAACGUUUAAUCAUGAUCCGGAAGAUCCGUCGGCUGCCGUUUUGAAGGAACCAUGGGAACUGAAACAACGUCGCAUAAGAGCUUCCAGUCCAUAUGGUCAUUUGGCAUCCUGGAGACUUCUUGCUGUUAUCGUAAAGUGCGGCGAUGAUCUUCGACAAGAACUUCUUGCUUCGCAAUUACUUUCAAUGUUACAAAAAAUCUGGCAGGAUGAACACGUACCCCUUUGGGUGCGACCAUACAAAAUUUUAUGCUUAUCAAAUGAUAGCGGUUUAAUCGAACCAAUUUUAAAUACUGUAUCGCUUCACCAAGUGAAGAAACAGUGCCAAUUAACGCUUUAUCAAUAUUUCGAAAGAGAAUUUGGUCCGUCUACGUCAGAAGCAUUUACCAUCGCGCAAAGAAAUUUUAUUCAAAGUUGUGCAGGAUAUUGUCUCGUUUGUUAUCUUAUUCAGGUUAAAGAUCGUCACAAUGGAAAUAUCUUGCUUCAUCGCGAUGGUCAUCUGAUACAUAUAGAUUUUGGAUUUAUUCUUUCAACUUCGCCAAGAAAUUUAGGAUUCGAGACCAGCCCGUUUAAAUUGACCCCUGAGUUUGUAGAAGUAAUGGGCGGAAGUCAAUCUAAACAGUUUCAAGAAUUCAAAAAUUUAAUUCUUCAAGGGUUCAUUGCAGCACGAAAGCAUAUGGAAAAAAUAGUUAAUCUCGUAGAGAUCAUGUUAUCAGGAUCACAACUUCCGUGCUUUCGAAGUGGUGGUGCAGCAACGGUUCAAGGGUUGAAAAAUAGAUUCCACCUAACGUUGACGGAGGAUCAGUUACGUCGACAUGUGGAGGACUUAGUUGAAGCCAGUAUUCAUUCGUGGUCAACUAAAUUAUAUGAUCGGUAUCAAUAUUUCGCAAAUGGCACCCUUUAAUAAUAACAUAAAUUAUUGUUUAUAUGGCAAGGAUAAUGAUUUUUAUAAGAAAACAACAAAAUUUGAUAAUAUGGUAUUCCUUCCAGAAAUGUUUAAACUUGUAGCAUUCCGUAAGCACAAAGUAUCUUUGAACCUAAUUACUCGAUCACACGCGAGUAUGAUCGGUACAUAGGAAAUGCUAUCUAAAACAUAGAUUUAUUCCAGAUAGGAUAAGCUGAUUUCAGUAUAUUAAUUUUUAUUUUCUCUUAAAUUAUUCCUUAGUUUCUUAAAAUAAUAUGAUAGUUGCCUUUUAUAAAACUUGUACAAAUACUACGUUUAUCAAUAAUUAAGGGAUUAUUUGUGAAAAGUGUUGUUUACAAAAACUUCAUGCCACGUAUACCUGUAAAAAGAAAAAAAAGAAAGAUGAAGAAAGAAACGAUAAACGAAACAGGGAAUAAUUUAUGAAAUUUUUAUCGUUACGUUAAGUAAUAUUAAAUAUGUAUAAUUGGUUUUGUUGUAUACGUUCAAAUGACUAUGUAUGCCUUAUUGGCAAGAACGAGUUAACUAUGGUCGGUGCAGACUUGGUGAAACUGACUGAAUGUUGGACUGCUAAAUCGUUAUAGCCUAUAACAGCGUAAUUUGUUAAAGGUGCCUUAUUUGUAGAAAAUGGUGGAACGAUCAAAUUUGAACACAGUGAAGUGACUACGUGUGUUGAUCUACUGAAAAAAAAAAAAAGAAAGAAA
Osmia lignaria (orchard mason bee) is the source of this 4599-nucleotide messenger RNA. The record is from RefSeq and is a predicted model, not a curated record. NCBI's taxonomy places the organism in Eukaryota, Metazoa, Arthropoda, Insecta, Hymenoptera, Megachilidae.